This is a messenger RNA of Hemibagrus wyckioides, 3529 nucleotides long. RefSeq names its product CCAAT enhancer binding protein zeta (gene cebpz). NCBI's taxonomy places the organism in Eukaryota, Metazoa, Chordata, Actinopteri, Siluriformes, Bagridae. The record is from RefSeq and is a predicted model, not a curated record. The transcript has 17 exons. Bases 44 to 3268 code for a protein of 1074 amino acids. Gene Ontology annotation, cellular component: nucleus.
GUCGUUUGGAAUAGAGCCGGUGCGUGUUGAUUUUUUUUCCAGCAUGGCUCCGAAAGGCAAACGGCGGCCAGAGAAAACUGAAAUAUUUGAGCAAAAUGGAGAAGACACGAUUGAAAACGACGACAACGACGACGCCGCGAGUGAUGGAGAGAAAGGCGAGGAUGAACUCACCCUGGAUGAUGUGCUGCGUUUGGGAGGCACUAAGGCAGACUACGUCAUGCUUUCUGCAGUUGAGGACAGUACCGAGCUGGUAAACGGUGGAAAGAAAGGUGCAAUCGAUGAUUUGGAGGAAGGUGAACUAGAAGAGUUUAUCACCAAACUGGGAAUCCGCUCCUACUCGGGACAGCUAGUUAUUGAAGAUGAGGAUGAGCCUGAAGCAGAAAACAAAGAGAAACCCAAACCCAGCGUGGAAAAGAAGAGCAAGAAAGAAGCCUCUAAAGCAGAGUCCAUUAAGAAACCUGAAGCCGAGCCGAAGAAGAACCAAGAGUCCAAAAAAACAAGCAAAAAAGCCAAGCAAAAAGAAGCUGACCUUUUUGAAUUUUACCCUCGGCAGGUGCUUCUGGUUAAGCCUGGAGGAAAAUGGUACGACAUAGAGUACACUUCUGAGUCUAGCACUUCUCCUCAGGAUGAUUCGCUGGUUUCUCAGUACAAGGCUUUGGCUCAGAAGCUGCUAGAGGCUGAAACAAAUCUUUACAAAAACAAGAAAAACCUACAGAAAGGAGCGAACACAGUCUGGAUGAAGAGCGUCGUCUCGACCGGGACGCUGGCGGACAGGAUGGCAGCCAUGACUGUGCUCAUCCAGGAUGCUCCUCUACACUGUCUGGAGCACAUCGAGAGCCUGAUCAUUAUGAUGAAGAAGAAAGGAAGUCGUAGACAAGGCCUCAUGGCUUUGGACACACUUAAAGAGCUGCUGCUGUCCGAUGUGCUCCCAGAGAAUCGUAAACUGCGAGCCUUCUCCCAACGCCCUUUCGACCAGUUGGAAGAGCGUGCAAGUGGAAACCGAGAUGUCCGAGACCGCCGUCUUGUCCUCUGGUACUUCGAGCACCUUCUCAAGCUCCAGCUGGCUGAGUUUGUAAUAGCUCUUGACACUUUGGCUCACGAUACAGUCCUGGCCACCAAAAUGAAAGCUCUGACCACAGCUCACGAGCUGCUCUGCAACCGGCCCGAGCAGGAGAAAGCCCUGCUGAUGCAAGUCGUCAACAAACUAGGAGAUCCCGAGUACAAAAUCGCCUCGAAGGCCUCGUAUCUGCUGGAGACGCUCCUCCAUAAACACCCCUUGAUGAAAUCGGUGGUGUGCGUUGAAGUAGAGCGUCUGAUGUUCAGACCCAACAUAAGUGCCAAGGCUCAGUAUUACGCCGCCUGCUUCCUCAACCAGGUGAUGCUGAGCCACGAUGAGGCUGAGCUCGCCACCAAACUCAUCACUAUCUACUUCAGCUUCUUCCGUCUCUGUGUCAAGAAGAAGGAUGUGGAGUCUAAGAUGCUGGGUGCUCUGCUGAGCGGCGUGAACAGGGCAUAUCCAUACACCAAGACCGGAGAUGAGACGGUCCGGGAGCAGCUGGACACGCUGUUUAAAGUGGUGCACAUAGUGAAGUUCAGCACAGCUGUGCAAGCUCUCAUGCUGCUCUUCCAGGUUAUGGAUUCUCAGCAGAGCGUGUCUGAUCGAUACUUCGUCGCUCUUUACAAGAAACUGUUGGAUCCUGGUCUGUCAGUAAGCUCGAGGCAGAGCAUGUUCCUCAACCUGCUGUACAAAUCUCUGAAAGCCGACAUCGUCCUGCGCCGCGUUAAGGCCUUCGUGAAGAGGCUGCUGCAGGUCAGCUGUGAGCAGAGUCCAACGUUCGCCUGCGGAGCGCUCUUCCUCGUGUCCGAGGUUAUGAAAGCCAAACCUGGCCUUAAGCUCCUCCUACAAGAAGGGGAUGAUGAUGAUGAGGAGAAGUUUCUGGACCUUAAAGGGGAAGAGGAGGAGGAUGAUGACAAGAAAACCAACAACGAUGAUGAUGAUGAUGAAGAAGAAAGGUUUGUGGAUGCGGAUAAAAUUGAAGAGGACCAAAGUAAAAAGCCUCAGCAGAACAAACCAGCUGCAUCAUGGGUACAUCACCAAAACUUGGAGGGUGGUAAGGAUUUGGAGGUUUAUGCCCCCAUGCACAGAAACCCUUUAUACUGUGGAGCGAAUCACAGCACACUCUGGGAGCUGCAGAAGCUCGCUGAUCAUUUCCACCCCUCUGUAGCUCUCUUCGCAAAAACCAUCUUGCAGGGAGGGCACAUCCAGUACUCAGGGGAUCCUCUACAGGACUUCACGCUUAUCAGAUUCUUGGAUCGAUUCGUGUUCAGAAACCCCAAACAAACAAAGGGAAAACAAAACACAGACGCGACUGUAAUGCAGCCGAAACACAAAAAGACCAUGAAUAACAUCCGCACGUUACCUGUAAACUCUGAGGAAUAUCUAGCUAAAGAGGAAAGUCAGAUCCCUGUGGAUGAGGUGUUCUUCUACAGGUUCUUUAAAAAGAGGGAAGGAGUGAAGCGAUUAAGGAAGCCUGGAGAGGACACCGAGAGCGUGGAGGACGUGGAUGAUGACGAGUUUGAACAACUGCUCGACACGUUUGAGAGCGAUGGCUGCUUCACAGAAUUUAAAGAUGGAGACCUGGACUUUGCUGGCAACGUGAAGAGCAACAGCAAAAAAGGCAAGAAGUCCGAGGAGGUCUCUGAUUCAGACCUGGAUUCGGAAGGUGACCUGGAUGACGAGGAGCUCUCUCUGGGAAGCAUGGCUGAGGAAGACUUCGGAGACGAGCUGGAGGAUGACGGCGGUGCUUUUAUGGAGCCGGGUGGAGAUGAUGACGACGAUGAAGUACCAGAGCUUGAGGAUGAUGAUGAUGGUGCUUUUGAGGAUUUUGAUGAAGACAUGGACGAGCCCGCAGAGGACAGCACAGGAGGCAAAAAAGGCAAGAGGAAGUCAUCCGGACAUCUCGGAUCUUUUGAUUCCAAACCAAGCAAGAAAAAGAGAGGAAAGAUGGAGGAUACAGCCAUGUUUGCAGCGGCUGAGGAGUUUGGUGAUCUGCUGGAUGAAAACUCCGAUCUCAAGUUCGACAACAUCGGCAUGAACGCUAUGGCUAACAAGGACAAAGCCAGUGUCAAACAGCUGAAAUGGGAGGUGCAGCGUGACGACUGGAUCAAGGGACGUGACGUCAAGACGCUCAGGAGGAAGAAGGCCAUGUUUAACAAGAGGAAACAGUUUGGAAAACCAGGCAAAAAGACUGCAGGGAGGAAGAAGUGAUGGCUUUCGUCCUCUUGAGUAUCUCCGUCUGUCUGUCUUUCUAUUCCUGGCUAGUAGACCACACGUCCUGAUCGGCUUCCCGGAUGCCGUAGUUCCCGGCCCAUUCGUUGGACUUGUAAUAAACUGAGUGAGAGAAAGAAAGCUGUUGAAUUAUGGUUCGGUUUGUAGUCAUUAAUUGCUACGUCGGUGGCAAAUAUUUCUGAAGACAAAAAUUGUCAACAUGUAAAAAAUGCAUUUUGUAAUAAAUGUAAUUUUACCGUU